Messenger RNA from Lichtheimia ornata, 942 nucleotides. RefSeq lists its product as uncharacterized. Lineage: Eukaryota; Fungi; Mucoromycota; Mucoromycetes; Mucorales; Lichtheimiaceae. Gene Ontology annotation, molecular function: hydrolase activity, acting on ester bonds. The record is from RefSeq and is a predicted model, not a curated record. Bases 1 to 942 code for a protein of 313 amino acids. The transcript has 8 exons.
AUGUUGCCUAUACUACUCUUUUGUCAUAUUGCUGUUGUCAUGACAACGGCUGCCGCUGUUCCCAUACGACGCGAUCCUAAUACCUUUUGCUGGCAGAAAACAGAUACGGUCUUUGUGUUUGGCGAUUCCUAUUCUGCUGUUGGUGGAGAAAAAGGGUCAUCAUCAACAUGGAGCCUUUUUGAGUCAGAUGAUGCUGUCAGCAACAAUCCAAUUAUAUUAAACGAGACCACAGCAUCAGGCCCCAAUUGGAGCGAGUAUAUCACUGGUUGCUACGAGGGGCGACCACAGGAUUGCUCAAUCCAUCUUUUUAAUAUGGCGUACAAUGGUGCCACUGUCAACAGCCAACUUGUGAAACCAUGGCGCCCGAUCAUUGCGGAUUUCAUCCAGCAGGUCAAGCUUUGGAAAGACCAUGUUGUAUCUUCCAUCCAAUCGUCGAAUGCCGUAUCAUUCAUUUGGUUUGGCAUCAAUGACAUUAGCAAAAGCAUCGACAAUGACGACAUUGAGGAUCUUUUCGCAAAGGAUAUUGGCGAUUACUUUGCUCAAAUGGAAGCUUUGUAUCAAAGCAACAUCAGGCGCUUCGUCAUGAUUAACGUGCCGCCGGUGGAUCGCACGCCGAAAUUUGCACCCGAUAAGGAUGUACUAAUUGACCGAAUCAGCAAGUACAACACAAUGCUGCACGAUAAUGCCGAGGAGUUUCGAAAGCGGCACACAGAUGUAGUAAUUGUCGAAAUUGAUGCUCAUCAACUCUUUUCCAAUUACUUGAACAAUCCUCAGCAAAUCCGCAUCCAAGAUACAACCAGCUAUUACGAAAAGGAAGACACCGACAGCAAACUACCAAUUCAGCAGUACUUUUGGAAUGAUAAUCUCCACCCAACGUACACAGUCCAUCAGGCCCUAGCACAACAUAUCAAAAGUGAGCUGGAGCGCUCCAGUGCAUGUUAG